CCGCCGCCGCCUCGCGGUCACCCCUGCCGAGCGGCCACUCCUCCGCCUGUCCCCGUCUCCUCGCUCUAAGAAAACUUUUUCACGCUAAAGUCAGGGCGCCCCUCCCGCCCGUCGCAUAUUGAUAUUUCCACCUUCUGAACGACCUGCAUUUUUUUAAACGGAAAUCAAGCAAGAUACGUUUUUCCAUUGGCAUUGACUCUCGCUUGCUUGCCAAAGUUUCCUAUUAAAAAAAAAGAAAAAAACCUAAAAAAAAAACCAACUCUGCCUGACCUGUACUUCUGAGACUUAUUGGUUUCUGUUUUUAUUUUUCUCUUACUUUAAAACAGCAACAACUUUUUUUCCACUUAAAAAAAAAAUGCACGCCCGCGUGCUGAGCGCGCUGCUGACCCUGCAUCUGGUGCCGGCGGCGCUCGCCCUGUCUACCUGCAGCUCGCUCGACAUGGACCAGUUCAUGCGCAAGAGGAUCGAGGCGAUCCGCGGGCAGAUCCUCAGCAAGCUGAAGCUCACCAGCCCCCCGGAGGACUUCCCCGAGCCCGAGGCGGUGCCCCCGGAGGUGAUCUCCAUCUACAACAGAAUCCAUGCCUCUAGAGCUCCCUUUUAUCUGGCACCGUGUGACUUCUGGCUCCUCCCCAAAGACGAGAUGACCGUGAGAGAUGCCAUCCCGCCCCCUUUCUACAGACCCUACUUCAGAAUCGUCCGAUUCGAUGUCUCUGCAAUGGAGAAAAAUGCUUCCAAUUUGGUGAAAGCGGAGUUCAGAGUCUUUCGUUUGCAGAACCCAAAAGCCAGAGUGCCUGAACAACGGAUCGAGCUGUACCAGAUUCUCAAAUCCAAAGAUUUAACCUCUCCAAACCAGCGCUACAUUGACAGCAAAGUUGUGAAAACAAGAGCGGAAGGCGAGUGGCUGUCCUUCGAUGUGACAGAUGCUGUCCACGAGUGGCUUCACCAUAAAGACAGGAACCUUGGAUUUAAAAUAAGUUUACACUGUCCCUGCUGCACCUUUGUGCCAUCUAAUAAUUACAUCAUACCCAAUAAAAGUGAAGAGCUAGAAGCAAGAUUUGCAGGUAUUGAUGGCACCUCCACAUAUACCAGUGGUGAUCAGAAAACUAUAAAGUCCACUAGGAAAACAAACAGUGGGAAGACCCCACAUCUCCUGCUAAUGUUAUUGCCCUCCUACAGACUUGAGUCACCACCGUCUAACCGGCGGAAGAAGCGUGCUUUGGAUGCAGCUUAUUGCUUUAGAAAUGUGCAGGACAAUUGCUGCCUGCGUCCACUUUACAUUGAUUUCAAGAGGGAUCUUGGGUGGAAAUGGAUUCAUGAACCCAAAGGCUACAAUGCUAACUUCUGUGCCGGGGCCUGUCCGUAUCUGUGGAGCUCUGACACUCAGCACAGCAGGGUCCUCAGUUUAUAUAACACCAUAAACCCAGAGGCGUCUGCAUCUCCGUGCUGUGUGUCCCAGGAUCUGGAGCCGCUCACCAUCCUCUACUACAUCGGCAAAACCCCCAAGAUCGAGCAGCUCUCCAACAUGAUCGUCAAGUCCUGCAAAUGCAGCUAAGGGUCUCAGAACAGAGGCAAAACAAAAAUCGCAAAAAAUGACGACGUGACAAGAAAACAUUAGUGAACCUUGGUUCCUCCGUGUUCAGGAGUAUGAGAAAAGCGGUACUAGUUCCAAUACUUUGGAAGUGUGUGUUCUGUUUGUUAAAACUGGCAACUGAAACAAAAAAAGGAAAAGAGAAGGCCUUAUUCUACAUUUCACCUACUCUAUAAGUGAGAGACAAGAAGCAAAAUCUUUUUUAUUUUAAAGGAAAAAAAUAAACACUGGAAGAAUUCUUUAGUGUUAUGUGAAAGAAAAAAAAAAAAAAGCAAGCCAGGAGAAUCCCGUUCAGUGGAGUCACUGUCCUCCCAUCCCCUCCCGUGCCACUCUCGCUCUGUCAUGCGGUGCAGUAGGCACCAGCCCAUCCUCCUCCGAGAUUUAACAGCAAGUUAUUUAUUGUGUGUUGCUAUAUAAUGAACGUUUCGUUGCCCUUGGAAAAUACAACAGGUGUAUAAAGUGGAGACCAAGUCCUUUGCCAGAGACUCAUGGAUGGUUUACGGAGACGAGAACUCAAACGAGCCAGAAGAAAAGAGGUCGUUAAAGGGGUGAAAAGCCCCGUGAGUUGUUGUCUGCCCGAGCAAGUCUGCCGUAAGACAAAGACCGGAAAGCACAUGCUAUGUACCGACUGCUUGAGGAAGAUGUACGUAGGGUUCAAACACUAAAAAACCUGUUAAUGAGAGCAAUUCUCAGCCAGAAUAAGUCUGUAAGAUUUUUUUCCUUUUAAUUGUAUAUGGUUCUUCUUCAGCUUGAUAAACUAGUGAAAUGGUGAGAUGUCUUGACACGUACUGGUCAGACUGCAGACCUUAAAGUAUUGCUGUAUAGCCAUGCCACAGGUUUUUUCCCUCUGUUUUGGUGUAUGUAGCCCUACCUGUAUUAUUGAAAUAGAUGGGUGUAGAAGCCAGCGCAAUUGAAAACACAUCUGCAGAUCUCCUUUGCAAACUAUUAAAUCGAAACAUUAACUACUUCACAUGUAAUGUGUAAAUUCUUACCAUGUUUUUAUAUUCUGUAAUAGUGUCAACUAUGAUUUAGAUUGGACUUAAAUUUGAACUCUUUUUAAUUAUCACUCACAAUUAACUGUAUGUUUCCUUUAGCUGGCCAGUAUUUUCAGUAAAGCCCCUAGAUUUUACCUUGUACCACAAAGAUAUUUUAUAAUAAGAUUUGCUCUUCUGUUCUUUGUGUAUUGUCCAUUUCUGUCACACGAGCUACCUGUGUCUGUCUUUUUUUUCUUUUACAAAAAGAAUAGAUUGGAAUUUGGUGGUCUUCCUUCAUCUUUUGAUCAUCAUUACUAAUCAAGUCAAAUGUUGAAAAAUGUCUAUAGUAGGAAAAUGGGAACUGCUAUGGAAACAUAGGGGGAAAUCUUCUAAUUUUCACAAGAAUCUAAGGAUCUGAACUCAGAAUCCUGGUGGCUGAGUUAACAUGGCUUAGUUAGUAUUUUUGCGGAAUUUUAUUGUUAUUAAAAGGCAACUAGUUGAGGAAAUAUCUUUCCCUGUAGUCAGUUUUUUAGUGUUCAGGGGGAGAUGGAAGGUUGCCUCUUUUAGUUACUUUUUGUAAAGGAUGAAAAAAUCCAGUUCACCCUUAGUCAUUUCACCUACUUCACUGAAGUUAAGCCUUUUGAUAGAUGUUCUUGAGAGGUUGGAAAGGCACAAGCCAAAUUCUCCCAGGAUCAAAAUAUUCUCUUCCCCAAGUGUGAGUUAUCUACAACUGGGGCUACAGUUUACUUGGCUUACAGAAAUGACUUGUCACAUCAUUUCGGAAGGGGUACCUCACGUCUGGGUUCCUAGCAUACAUUUGUCACUUAUUUAGCUUUCAGAUAAAAAUUCAUAGGCAGAUCAGUGCAAUAGGUACAGUUUCACCUAAGGGCAGCAAAGCAAGACAGGAACGGGAUACUUUCCUGCCCAUCAUUGAGAUGAAGAUUGGAUUUGCAAGUUUGAAAACUGGAAAAGCAGGCUCUAGAGAGGAUGCCACAAUAGUGAACAGCUCUUACAUCAGGUGUAACCCAAUCCCAGACUGAGUGUGUCGCGUUUUCUCUCUUCCGCUCUUCUGUUAAUUCUGUGUAAAUCACUUUUAUUUCUGCAGGUGUUUUCCUCUUAGAUAAAAUGACAUUUUGUUUCGUAUUAUUUGUCUUUCCUUAUGAAUGCACUGAUAAUAUUUUAAAUGCUCUAUUUUAAGAUCUCCUGAAUCUUUUUGUUUUUAAUUGGGGGGGGGAGGGUUCUACAGGGUCUUUAUUUCCCAUCAAUAAAUGUUGCCAUGGGAGGGGAGGGUGGUGGGUGGGAAGGGAGAAGUGUUAGUAGACCGGCGGGGCAGCAGUACAAUUUUAUGGUUCGCAUGGUUAAAAAAUUGGAAUAUAAGAAUAGCUGUUUUGUACUUUGACGACCAAUUAUGCUGUAUUUUAACACAAUGUAUGUCUGUUUUGUGGUGCUCUAGUGGUAAAUAAAUUAUUUCAGUCCUAUAUUGCUGUGCGUGU
Molecule: messenger RNA, 4055 nt
Organism: Fukomys damarensis (Damara mole-rat)
Lineage: Eukaryota; Metazoa; Chordata; Mammalia; Rodentia; Bathyergidae
Gene: Tgfb2
Product: transforming growth factor beta 2
Exons: 9
Coding region: 356-1552 (398 amino acids)
Biological process (GO): transforming growth factor beta receptor signaling pathway; BMP signaling pathway; SMAD protein signal transduction
Cellular component (GO): extracellular region
Molecular function (GO): cytokine activity; type II transforming growth factor beta receptor binding; type III transforming growth factor beta receptor binding
Source: RefSeq, a predicted model, not a curated record